Lactuca saligna is the source of this 1479-nucleotide messenger RNA. The record is from the annotation of a GenBank genome assembly. Lineage: Eukaryota; Viridiplantae; Streptophyta; Magnoliopsida; Asterales; Asteraceae.
AUGAAAACCCCUCGUAAUUUACUUUUUGGCGCCUUGAGUUUGAGCUUCUCCAGCAAGCUUCAUUUGUCCUCCCAUGUUCUUGCUCCUCUCGUUCUCUGCCGCAUCUGGUUCUCACAUGACACACCAACAAUGGUUUUCCAUACUAAAUUCUCACUUCAAUCUUUCCUCAAACAAGUUCAUAAACUCACACAAACCCAAAGAAACUCCAUCACCCAAGUGGGAUUCGGCCAUUUACUCCAAAUUCCAUCUCAUGUCCUAAGAAGAACCCAAUUAAUCGAAUUAAUGGAAACAUGGAACAAUGAAAGACAAUCUUUUAUAUUCCCUCCUGGAGACAUAACAAUAACCCUCUUAGAUGUAGUUUUAAUCUUAGGACUCCGUGUUAUUGGUCAACCUGUAAUCCUAAAAGAAGACACACCAUUAACAACCCUUGAGUUAGAAUUCGGUGCUUCUAUUCAAAACCGGUUUAUUACCGUUGAUUCACUUAAAGAUAGGCUUGAGAGUCUUGGUGAGAGGGCAGAUUCGUCUUUUGUUCGUGUGUUUUUGUUGUAUUGUUUUGGAACUUUGCUUUUUACAAGUGGAAAUGGGAAGGUGGAUUCGAGGUAUCUUUUGUUUCUUGAAGAUUUGGAUUAUGUGAGUAGUUUUGCUUGGGGUGCAGCUGUUAGAGAAGAUCUUCAUGAGUGUUUAACACAAUGGAAAAGUAAAAGAACAAAUAGUGUUAGAGGGUGUCUUAUUCUUCUUCAAAUAUGGAGCUACGAACAUAUUGUUAUCGGAAGGCCUAAAUUACUAGAUUGCCUCUCCACGUUUCCCCGUGUAUGCCGAUGGGAAAGCAGUGGUAGGCAAUACCUUCCUAUCAAAUUUGAAGAAUUAGACCAUACUCAGAUAUUAAGGAUUCUUGAACCAACUUCGGAGGAGAUUCAAAUUGAUAUAGUUAAGGAGAUCCCACAAGAAUGGUAUUUAAGAAGUGAAAUUGGAACAAUGGAGGAGCCGAUUAAUAUAGAAAGUGAAAGAUGUAUGAAAAUGGUGCGAGUGUACAAUUUAGAACAAAAAGAAGAAGAAGAAGAAGAAGAACCAAUGAUGCAACAAAAAUCUACCAUUUUUGUUCUAAGCGAUGAUGAUGAUUCAAAUUCAAUGAAGGAUCUAAAAGAAGAAGUUCUUGAAUUGAAGGCGAUUGUAGAGGAGCAAAAUAAAGAAAAGGAAGUUAUGAAGAAGGAGAUUGAAGAAUUGAGAAUAUUAGUAGAAAAACUACAAAGUGAUAUUAUGUUGAAGGAAAAUUCUAUUUCAGAUAUGAAGAAUAAGAUUGAAGAAUCGAAGAUAUUGGUUGAAAAACUACAAAGUGAAGAAAUGUUGGAGAAUUCUAUUUUAGAGUUGGAAAGAAUUGUAUCAGAAUAUGAGUUUGAUUUAUAGGCAAGUGUUGCUUCAAAGAGAAGGUUAUUGUACAAGUUAUAGUUAACGUUAGGACAUUUAAGUGUAUUGAUUGAC